AAUUCAAAUUGAGCCGACAAUCAAAUGGGAACGCAGAGUCAAGUGCCCACAUCUUCCUUGGUUUUUUGUUAACAUUUGGUCACACUGUCUGAUGUUUGAACCCUUGACUUCUUCGUAAAUACAACACAAAACAUGGCUCUUCAAUCUGCAGAAUCUGCAGUGGAUUUCUCCGGCUCUUUCCCCCAGUGAGUAGCUCGGCUCUCUGUCGCUCUGUCGUUUUCUUCCCUCCCGCGACCUGCGGGCGCACUGCGCCAACUAACUGACUGGCCGAAUAGUCGUGACUGGGCCCAGACUCGAACCUCGUUGGUGGCUCCUCAAUCCCUUGGAAGAGACCAAAGGGGUCUGGGAUCUCUCAUCACUUCUUAUGUUCUGAAUCCAGAAGUCAAGCGGAGAGUUCAUUCCAGUCGUUGGGGAGGGUUCUGUCUGUCUCAUGCCCAACUCGAAUUCAGUCAUGGUCUCGUUGAGCUGGUCCAAGCUUCAAAUUGGCUUGUGGCUGGUCUGGAUAUCCGGCUUACAGUCAUCGCUACUUCCAACAUCACCCCCCGACUUGGGAGAAACGGAUGCCUGGGUUACACAGAUGCCAAACUCGACUGAAGGUUCAACCCCAAAAGCCCCCUUAACUGCUUUGGAUCGCAAGCAUAUCAUAUACUACCAUUGGUUAUUGGAUGCAGAUUCGUUGAGCAAUACUACAUUGUCAUGGCGAAAUCCCGCCGAGAAGUUCUUCUUUUAUGCCAAGCUCGUCAUGUCCAUCCAGGAUGAAGAGCAUAGGAUUCCCAUGCCUCGAGACUCGCCCGGACCGAUCAACCUAAUCAGUCUCGGCCUCCAUGACACCCAGGUUGAGCAUCUCAAGCUCAUGCCCAUACCCAAUCUCCGUAAGAGCAUCGCCAUUACCAAUGGCCGUCUCUUACAAUUCGCUCAAGAAUUCGAAAAGAUUGCCCAAGACGCUGGAAUUCUUCAGAUCGUAGGUGGCUCCUUGGGCAUUGUGGGUGGUGCCUUAGGCACCACAGGUCUGAUCUUGGCCCCCUUCACUGCGGGAGGAUCCUUGGUUUUGACCGGUGCGAGUGUGGCAUUGGGCGUCCUCGGGUCGACUUUACUAAUCACCUCGGCCGUCGGCAUUUCCGGCGAUGUCAUUUCUUCGCUUUGGGAACAACAUUAUAUGGCCAAAAGUAUGAGCGAAUCCAAUCAUGUAAUGAAUCACGUGGAACAUUUGGCGGGCGUCGUGACCGAAGCCACAGUGGCCUUUCGCGAGUUUGACGAAUUUCUGGAUCAGGAUCCGCAGACAGAAGGUACACUGGAUGCCAUGAUUUGGGCGAAAAAUGUUUACGUUUUGCUCAUGAAAUCGGUCACCAUGUCGCGAAUACAUGAAAAAAUCCUCAACCGCGGUGAUAUUCCAAAGUUACCAUCGAAGGUUCAAAUCAUCAAAGAUGUGGUCAAGCAUAGCAAAGAGUCGGUUAAAGCCGUCCUGAACGGCAUGGACAACUACUGCUUCUCCUUCCCGUCUCUUGGGAGCCCCAUGUGUUAUAAGAUUGAUAAAGCACAAUCCGUGUCGAAGAACAUAAAACAUAUCCUAGGAUCAGCCAAAGGUGAUGUGCAUAAACGAUACGCUUUGAAAUUUGCAGCUUCCGGCAUCAAAAUCCCUUGGAUUCGCGAGUCCAAAUUGGUGUGGAAAUCGGUGGUGAAGGCUGGCUCUAAAAUGGCAGUAGCUCUCGCCUCAGUUGGAUCGGUGGUGUCUGUGGUUGGUGGGAUUUGGUCUGUUCUAAUCGGGGUGGGAAAUAUCAAGGGCUCUGGGAUUCUCUCCGAUCGAAUCAGGUCAUCCGUUUACGACGUAGAACUGAUUUCUUCUAGAACUUUGGAGCUUUACAAUACGCUGAGUAUGACGGACGCGUCCUCGGCGAAUGUUGGUUCUUUCAAAGUGUUGACAGGCAUUGAGAUUCAUACUUGCUGGCAAGCCGAUGCACAAAGCGACUCUCCGAUUUUCAUAGAAAUCAGAUCUGGUCAAGAUCGUUGUGUCACAAAUGUUCUGGAAACCCAUGCUCACAAUGAUCUUGAGAUCAAUCAAUGGGAUAUCUACUCAAACCCGGACAUCUUGGGGAAUUGCUCCGGCCUUUUUAUCUCGAAUGUGGAAGAAACCCAAGUCAGAAUUACAAACACUGGAGGUGGUGGUCAUUGCACUGACAUCAUAAAUUUGCAAGUAGACUACAUCUCUAAGGCAUUUGCCACUUGUGAAGUAAUUGGUGGCGUUUGGACAGACUACAGUAGCAGUAAUUGGAUCCAUUGUCAAGAUGGACCCGAUGUUGCUCGAAUCGAGAUCUAUCCGUGCAUGUCUGACUUUGCCGGUACCGAUUCUUAUGUCAGCUUAGCUAUCCGGUCCGCUGACCAGCAAUGCGUAACAAACUACCUGGAUAAUAAUGGAAACGACUUGGCUCGAGGCCAUGUAAGUACCUAUCGACAAGAUGUUUUAGGCGAUUGCAAAGCUCUCGAAGUGCUCGAGAACGACCUCCAGGUGGGAUUGUUGCAUUUCGGAUAUGAUGCUCUUUGUCUCGGCGUGGUCUUAAUUCACGCUAAGAAUAGAGCAAUGAAGAGAGAUCACGUGUUCAAAUGUGAAAUUUCUCAUCAAAAGCUCAUCGAAUACGAGAGCUCCGAGUUUUUCAAGUGCCCCAAGUUCCAGCCCGAUGAUACCAAAGCCAUUUCAGGGAUUCGUCCAUUCAUUUGCGAUGCAGACUAUGCCGGUUCAACAACGGGUUACGAUUAUGGAGUCCAUUUCAUCAUUUGUUCUACGACUGGAUGCUGCCAAACCAACUAUCUUGAUGUUCUUUACAAUGACGAGUUGGUCCGAGGCGAUUCGAGACUGUACAACCAACCAGGAGGCUUAGGACAAUGCUAUGGCUUUGAGAUCGAUCGCUCAAAUGUUAGCUAUACAUUGGUCAACACUAACACUGCCGACAACGUGUGCAUAAAUAGUGUUGAGAUAUUUACCAAGGCCUCUUCUAACCUGUACCCCUACGUAAAGUGUAAUGCCCCUUCCGGCUCCUUAUGGGCUGAUAACGAAUCAAAGGGGCCUUAUUCUUGCUCAAACCCAAUUGAAACGCUUGUGUCUCAAAUAGAAACGCGCGUGUGCGAUUCCUAUGGAUCAGGAACGGAUUCAGCCCUUAAGAUCAAGAUCUGCAGAAAUGGAUUCAGCGAUUGCUGCUCCACCCAGGUUUUAGACAAAAUUGUCAAUGAUGAUUUUGAAGCAUCGGACUUUUCAAUCUACUCUGGCAAUCACCUGGGCGAUUGUAGCGAUUUUAUGAUCAAUUCUGACGUUAUCAACCUGUCAGUCAUUAACCAGGGCAACGAUGGAGUCUGCUUCUUGAGUGUCAACAUUCGUACAUUAGCUGGCAAUAUACUCAAAUGCUACAUACCAAAUGAGAUUGAAUAUUGGUCUUCCACUGGAACUAUGGAUCUUCGAUGUCAGAACCUUUAGAAGUUGGUGACAAAAUGCGCCUGCUCGUGCAAUCUCAAUACUCUGAAAGAAAUCCGCUCCGUGCAACUUCAAUAGCUGUGCUGACCCAACUGUUUGCGGCAGUCUAAAAUAUAUAAACGCAUCAUUAUUGCUUUGUCACGUCUGUAAUGAUUUCCAAAUCUAGAAAUUAAGUUUUUGUUCCAUCUCGAUGGAGCAAUCCCC
Molecule: messenger RNA, 3664 nt
Organism: Tigriopus californicus
Lineage: Eukaryota; Metazoa; Arthropoda; Copepoda; Harpacticoida; Harpacticidae
Exons: 2
Coding region: 431-3463 (1010 amino acids)
Biological process (GO): lipoprotein metabolic process; lipid transport
Cellular component (GO): extracellular region; membrane
Molecular function (GO): lipid binding; protein binding
Source: RefSeq, a predicted model, not a curated record